CAUUUUUGAAGUUGGACACUAAUAAAUGUCUCCAGCUGGUUUCAGUCUCCCCCAACAUCCCUACUCUGCGCCCCUGCAGCCGUGCGCCCUUGCCCGGCCGGCGCCCGGCUCCCGCCGCGCACACCCAGGGCCGGGGCCACGCGGGGCCGUCUCCGAGUCCUCCGCUCCCCGGCGGCCUUCCCGGGCCAGGGGGCGGUGCUGCAGCGGCGCGGGGAGGGCUGCGGGGGAGAGACGCCGGGCGGAGGCGGUGCGGCCCGAGGCCCCGGGAGCCGAGCGGCGGGCGCCGGCCGGCAUGGCGUGGCCGUGCAUCAGCCGCCUCUGCUGCCUGGCGCGGCGCUGGAACCAGCUGGACCGCUCCGACGUGGCGGUGCCGCUGACCCUGCACAGCUACUCGGACCUCGAGAGCGAGGAGCCGGGCCUGGGCAGCGCCGCCUCGCGCAGGGGCCGGUCCCCCGCAGACGCCCGGGACCGCGCCCGGGAUGUGCCGCUCACUCAGUACCAGCGAGACUUCGGCUUGUGGACGGCGCCCGCGGGGCCCAGAGAUGCGCCGCAGGGGCGCGGGUCUGGCACGGGCGGCCGCAGGGGCAAGCCCCCCGCGUCCCCUGGCCGGGGCAUCUACGUGCUUCCCAUCGGCGAAGCGGACGCGGCUGCAGCGGCGACCACGUCGUACAGACAGGAAUUCCAGGCCUGGACUGGGGUGAAGCCGCCAAGAUCCACGAAGGUGAAACCCGCCACAGUCAUCACCACCCACAGCUCUGGAUGGGACUGCAGCCCUGGGGCCAGCUUCCCGGUCCCUGAGGUGAGGAAGAAGUUUGCUCCUAACCCCUCAGCCAUCUUUCAGGCCUCGGCCCCCCAGAUCCUCAAUGUAUGACUGACUGCCCUCCGGGUGGAGCGCCAUGGACAGGUCGGAC
This is a messenger RNA of Manis javanica (Malayan pangolin), 911 nucleotides long. It is a transcript of the gene MAP6D1, whose product is annotated as MAP6 domain containing 1. Gene Ontology annotation, molecular function: microtubule binding; calmodulin binding. Lineage: Eukaryota; Metazoa; Chordata; Mammalia; Pholidota; Manidae. The record is from RefSeq and is a predicted model, not a curated record. Gene Ontology annotation, biological process: microtubule cytoskeleton organization; cytoskeleton-dependent intracellular transport; regulation of microtubule cytoskeleton organization. Gene Ontology annotation, cellular component: Golgi-associated vesicle; microtubule; cis-Golgi network.